UCUUCUUUCUUUUCGUUGCACGUGUUAGCAGUGGACUGCGCCAUUGCUUAAGAUUUCAGAGAAAAUUCUCUGAAAAUCGUGUAAUUUUUCUUUAGUGCGACAUAUACCACCAAUAAAAUGACGUCGCAGUAUAACUUCAAAAAGAUCGUCAUCGUUCCGACGGCGAAGGAUUUUAUCGACAUAGUCUUGUCCAAAACUCAGAGAAAGACGCCUACUGUAGUCCAUAAGCAGUACAAAAUUUCUCGAAUCCGACAAUUCUAUAUGCGCAAAGUCAAGUUUUCCCAGCAGACUUUUCAUGACAAAUUGUCCACAAUUCUGACUGACUUCCCCAAGCUGGACGACAUUCAUCCUUUCUAUGCUGAUUUGAUGAAUGUCCUGUACGACAAGGAUCAUUACAAAUUAGCUCUUGGCCAGAUAAAUAUUGCUCUGCACUUGAUAGACAAUGUCUCGAAGGAUUAUGUCCGUUUGCUCAAGUAUGGUGAUUCACUUUACCGAUGCAAGCAGCUGAAGAAGGCAGCCUUGGGUCGUAUGGCCACAAUUAUGAAGAGACAAGCACAGAGUCUCCAAUAUUUAGAGCAGGUCAGACAGCAUCUUUCCCGUCUGCCUUCCAUUGACCCAAAUACCCGCACUCUGCUUAUCUGUGGAUUCCCCAAUGUUGGCAAAUCCAGCUUCAUCAACAAGAUAACUAGGGCAGAUGUUGAAGUUCAGCCAUACGCUUUCACCACCAAAUCACUCUUCGUCGGGCAUACUGAUCAUCGCUAUCUGAGGUGGCAGGUUGUAGACACACCUGGAAUUUUGGAUCACCCUCUCGAAAAUCGCAACACGAUUGAAAUGCAAGCUAUUGCUGCUUUGGCCCAUCUUCGUGCUGCUAUUCUCUACGUUAUGGACAUUUCAGAGCAAUGCGGUCACACGAUCGAACAGCAAGUUGCUCUAUUUGAGAGUAUCAAGCCCCUUUUUGCCAACAAACCAUUGCUCGUGGUGCUGAACAAGACGGAUGUAAUCCGGCUGGAGGAACUGAAGCCUGAACAAAAGACCUUGAUCCAAGGUUUCAUCAAUGAUGAUAUACCCGUUAUGGAGAUGUCGACGUUAAGCGAAGAAGGUGUGAUGGCUGUUAAGAGUGAAGCUUGCGAACGUCUGCUGGCCCACAGAAUCGAAGUAAAGAUCAAGAGCAAGAAGGUGGAAGGCAUUCUCAAUCGGCUACACGUAGCCGUACCGAAACCCCGCGAUGGAGUCGUACGUCCGGCAUUCGUGCCAGAGACUGUGAUUAGGCAACGUUUGGUAAAGGAACCUAAGGCCAAGAAGAAGACGGAACGCGAUCUCGAGGUUGAACUUGAGGAUGAUUAUUCUCUCGAUUUGAAAAAGAACUACGAUCUACCAGCCGACUUCAAGUACGAUGUCAUCCCAGAGUUCUGGGAAGGCAAAAAUAUUGCCGAUUACAUCGAUCCAGACAUUAUGGCCAAGCUGGAGGAACUCGAACGCGAGGAAGAACUGCGAAUUGAAUCCGGCGUUUACGAAAAAGAAGAAGAAGAAAUGGACGAUGAAGAAAAGGAAAUCCAUCGGUUAGCUGGCAAGAUCCGUGAGAAGAAGGCCAUCAUCGCCAUCGAGUCCCGCAUUGGUCGCAGUGGAGGCGCACCGGUGAUGCCGCGUGCCGGACGCAAACGCGAACGUUCCGUCAGCCGUUUACGCUCUGAGUUCGAAGAACUUGGAGUUGACAUGAGCAACAAGAGUGGAGCCCACUUCUCUCGCACUAAAUCACGCUCUGCCAGCCGUCCACCAAUUAAGAAGGCCCGCGCAGAUUCAACCGGCCGAGUCAGUUCAUCGUCUCGUGUAACUCCUCGCGAUCAAUCUGGCAUCCGUAACGUUGAGUUGAAGGCCAAGGCUAAGAAGAUGGGACACAAAGCACAGGGCAAGAUGAAUCAAUUCGGUAAGGCUGGUGAAGCCGAUCGUCACAUCGCCGUCAAGAUGCCAAGACAUCUUUACUCUGGCAAGCGUGGUAUUGGUAAAACCGAUCGCCGUUAAAAAGAAAAUGUAAUAAGAAGAAAAAUCUACAUCCGAACGAUUAUUGAAGAGGCAAGAGAAGAAUGCGAGAUGGACGCCCCCGUUCCUGGAGUUUGUUGGAAGAGGAGAGGCCAAGGUUAGAUUUCAUUUUAUCGCCAAGUCCCUGAUUGUUUGAUGUGGUAAUCAUGUCGAAGAGUUCUGUACUUUUGCGCCAAUUCCAUCUCUCCUCCCGGUUCAUGUGUACCCACUUAAUAAUAUUUUUCAAGAGUUUAACAUCCUGAAAAAUAUGAAAAGAAAGUACACGGCGUGGUGUCAGUCUUGCUAUCGAA
Messenger RNA from Daphnia magna, 2327 nucleotides. It is a transcript of the gene Non1, whose product is annotated as GTP-binding protein 4. NCBI's taxonomy places the organism in Eukaryota, Metazoa, Arthropoda, Branchiopoda, Diplostraca, Daphniidae. Gene Ontology annotation, biological process: ribosomal large subunit biogenesis. The coding region runs from base 118 to 2019 and encodes 633 amino acids. The transcript has 2 exons. Gene Ontology annotation, molecular function: GTPase activity; RNA binding; GTP binding. The record is from RefSeq and is a predicted model, not a curated record. Gene Ontology annotation, cellular component: nucleolus.